Linderina pennispora is the source of this 549-nucleotide messenger RNA. Its product is annotated as LMWPc-domain-containing protein. Gene Ontology annotation, cellular component: cytoplasm. NCBI's taxonomy places the organism in Eukaryota, Fungi, Kickxellomycota, Kickxellomycetes, Kickxellales, Kickxellaceae. The coding region runs from base 46 to 525 and encodes 159 amino acids. Gene Ontology annotation, molecular function: non-membrane spanning protein tyrosine phosphatase activity; acid phosphatase activity. The record is from RefSeq and is a predicted model, not a curated record. Gene Ontology annotation, biological process: protein dephosphorylation. The transcript has a single exon.
UUCGGCUCUCUACCCUUUCCAGUAUCACCAUUACCACUUCUAACCAUGGCUCAGACCGACGACCGCACCAAAGUUCUUUUCGUCUGCCUCGGCAAUAUCUGCCGCUCGCCGAUGGCCGAAGCCGUCUUUGCGCACACCGUCGCGCAGCGCCAGCUCAGCGACCAAUUCCUAAUUGACAGCGCCGGCACCGCCAGCUACCACGUCGGCAGCAGGCCCGACCCGCGCUCUGCUGCCACCUGCAAAAGCCACGGCGUCCCAAUCAGCCACCACGGCCGGCAGGUCCAGGCCAGCGAUUUUAAAAAGUUCGACUAUAUCCUGUGCAUGGACGAGUCGAACCUCAGCGAUUUGCUGCGCAAGCAGCCGAGCGGAUCCAAGGCCCAGGUUGCGCUGUUUGGCUCGUAUAGCCCGGACAACAAGGACCGCAUUAUUGAGGACCCCUAUUAUGGCGGCCAGGACGGCUUUGAGAAGAACUUUGGCCAGGUCACCAGGUGCUCCGAGGGGCUGUUGAAGAAGCUUGGGUUCUAAUUUACGCUAGUUUUUGAAUAUACC